Messenger RNA from Cetraspora pellucida, 207 nucleotides. The record is from the annotation of a GenBank genome assembly. NCBI's taxonomy places the organism in Eukaryota, Fungi, Glomeromycota, Glomeromycetes, Diversisporales, Gigasporaceae.
AAUCCCGAAAAAAGAAAAGAAAAAAAGGUCAGUAAGAAAGACAAAAACUACAAGACACAAAAAAAGAGAUCGAAGAUUCACCAUAAUGAUGAUGCAAGACUCAGAAACAUGCUCCAAGAACUCGAAAGAGUACAUAAAACUACAAGGCACAAAAAAAACGGAGACUCACCAAAAAUGAUGACGCAAGGUCCCAUGAGCAUGCUCCAA